Messenger RNA from Carassius gibelio (silver crucian carp), 4625 nucleotides. RefSeq names its product DENN domain-containing protein 2C-like. The coding region runs from base 744 to 3551 and encodes 935 amino acids. The record is from RefSeq and is a predicted model, not a curated record. The transcript is spliced from 20 exons. NCBI's taxonomy places the organism in Eukaryota, Metazoa, Chordata, Actinopteri, Cypriniformes, Cyprinidae.
ACCAGGUCUUGAGCUGAUUUCAUCCUCUCAAGAGGAACUGAAGCUGAAGCUCAGAUGGGGAACUGACAGCGCAGAAGGAGGACUAACCGAACACAUCCACUCCUCAAGGAACGUCGAGAGCAGUUUCUGACGGGAAUAUAAACAACAGCAGGAGUUACACUGUUUCCAGAUGCAGGGAAUUAUUUGGUACUUUGUUAGUUAGUUAGUCGCUGUGAAAGUGGAUGGAUAUAAGUCUUUUUUUGACCCCUCGAGGAAGUUUUUAGCCGCCUGGCUAACUAACCAGCCGUGAGAUAUGAAGACUUCGGGUUCAAAACAGAGUUACAGACUCAGUAUUUACUCUAAAUGAACUGUUUUAAAAACAUAUAUCUCGGCGAAGUCGAACAUAUGUAUAGUGAAACAGCGAACAAGUUUGCCUAACUCAAUCUGCUUGGCAGUGUUUGACACGAGGUUUCGUCAUAUAAACAUGAUCAGGUUUAGCUUUGACAGUGGACUCACUUUCCCACACUCCUGAUCUACUCCACCCAGAGGCAUGUUCUCUCAUGCACAAGUACAUGGGGUGGGUGGAUCACCUGUCUAAGACUACAAAGUGAAGGAAGAAUGGCAGAGGAACCGAAUCCUACAGAGGAAGCGUUCUUUUGUGAACUGUAUUAACUUCCCUACACUACGAAUUAAGGGUUUCUUCCUUGAUAGGUUUGCUGUUGCAAUGCGACACACUCCUGCGGUGUGACGGCAGCCUUGUCGUCAUGCUGGCCCUUGGAGUGGACCAUGUAAAAAGAGGAGGGAAUGUCGCCACAGGAGGGAAGACGGUGACGACGUCAGCACGGCCGAUCACACGAGAACCUGCCGUCAACAUCAAGCAGAAAAUCUCCCAGUGGGAGGGACUUAGCCAGCAGGAGGACGUUCGAAGUGGGAAUAUUAAGCCCCAGCGGGCUCUUGCAUCUAGUAGGCUUUCAGAGGGCUUCCUUGGAAAUGGACUUGACGGCAAUGAUGGAGGUCACAACAAAGCAACUGUAUCAAAAGCCAAAAGCCUGGGUUUAGAUUUCAGGGAAAACCAGAUGACUAUUAGACCGGUUACAGGAGAAAUCCAAUCUGAUUUCCUAAGAAAUGGAACUAAUUCGAAUAAAUUUGUAACAUCAACUCCUGUGACUAAGCCUUUAAGCACUGUAACCCAAGGCCAAGUGGCUAAACUGAAUGUUAAAAGCAAUAAUAUCAAGACAAACCAUUGCACAGAUGACAAAAACACAUCUCUACCUCAAUGUGUAGAUGAUCCAGAGGCGUCAUUGCCUCCAGGGAACUUUUACACUUCCAGGGGUUUCUGGAAACGACUGGAGGCAGAUGAACCUUUGUGGGAGAAGGAUUCCUCUUUGGUGACGAAGUGUCUUGGUGAAAUUGGACCUUCUUCUCCUCCACCUAAACCACAGCGCACAUUCCAGUACAAGGGUGCAAGCAGUCCGCCCGUCCAGUGGAUCCAAUUAGAGAACCAGACUCCAUCAGUCAGCAAAUCGAAUCAAGUCUGGAAGCAUGACAACAUAUUAAAGCCACCCAGCUGUCCACCUCCUCCUUGUCCAGUUAACGGGUUUUCCAGAAACAGAAAGAACAGGAAGUCAUUUGAGUUUGAGGAUGUGGUACAGCUGACAGCCCAACAGGCCUCUAGAGGGAAGGAGGGCCGCCGUUCGGGUCUUUUCCAUGCCUGGUCUGAAGACAGCAUCUAUGAGGAUGUCAUCUUGGAUAUAUCAAAAGAGAACCCAUAUGAAGACAUCAAACUUUCACCUAUGUGUUUACCUAUAAGACGGCCACGAAACUACACAGUUGGACAGAGAGAGAGCCCACACAUCAAGAUCUCACAGAAAACGUUCACGCUGUUACCUAACAGCGACAGGCUGGAUAAAAUGGGGAGGGACCGCAAAGAAUCCAUUACGUCACCUACACGUCCCUCCACUACAAACACUCCUAAAUCAUCAGCAGCCAAACUUGCUACUACGUACAAGACAAACCGACAACCCCCGCUUGUAAACAGAAUCCAGGAGAUAUUUGAAGCCAAAAGAGGAAGGAAACGAGUAUGGGUGACAGCUACCAGAGAUGAAUUGAGUGGAACAGAGAGUGAUCCUGAGGAGAGCUCUAAAGAUCGCUCCCAGCGCACAGUGUACAUUCAAUCAACUUUAAAGCGACGACCGGGUUACCGCACUUUAGAGAGGGACCUGAUCCAACUACAAGAGCAGCAGCUUUUCCAGCAAUUUGUAGUUGUGUCACUUAAAAAAGCUUUAUCCGGAAACACAUACAUCCCUGAAAUCACACAACAGUUCCCUACUAAGUUUGAUAAGUCUUCACGUCUGACUCGUGAGGCUGAAGACAGAUUAAAGGCGAUUCCCAACUUUUGUUUUCCUGACUGUCAUGACUGGCGUCCCUCUUCGGACCACACCAGUGAAACAUUUUCUUUUGUCCUAACGGGGGAGGAUGGGAGUCGCUUAUUUGGAUACUGCCGCAAAAUCCUGCCCAGUGGGAAGGGGAAGAGACUGCCUGAAGUUCACUGCAUCAUCAGCAGACUGGGCUGCUUCAAUCUCUUCUCAAAGAUCUUGGAGGAGGUGGAGAGGAGGAGAGCGAUUUCCCCGGCCUUGGUUCAUCCUUUCAUGCACAGUGUCAUGGAGGCUCCCUUCCCUGCUCCUGGACGCACCAUCACCGUCAAGAGCUUCCUGCCGGGCUCUGGCAAUGAGGUUCUGACUCUGUGCAGGCCGGUGGACUCUCGUUUGGAGCACGUGGACUUUGAGAGUUUGAUGCACUGUCUCAGUGUGCCCAGACUGCUGCAGGUCUUUGCUUCUCUGCUGCUGGAGAGGAGGGUGAUCUUCAUCGCAGACAAACUCAGUGUCUUAUCCCGCUGUGCCCAUUCUGCCUUGGCUCUGUUGUAUCCCUUCACAUGGCAGCACACAUUCGUGCCGGUGCUUCCUGCCAACAUGCUGGACAUAUGCUGCUCUCCCACUCCCUUUGUGCUGGGGGCGCUGUCUCCGUCCCUGCCUGAGGUGCGGGAUAUGCCCAUUGAGGAGGUUCUUAUUGUGGAUUUGUGUGCAGACAAGUUUGUUGUUCAGCUUGGAGAUGAGGACUGUAUCUUACCUAGAAAGCUGCAGGCAGCGCUUCAGGAGAUACUGGACAACAGGGAGGAGAUCCUAGAACAAAACACAACAGACGGGGAAGGAGAUCAAUCAGACCUGAGCACUUUGGUGUCAGAGGCGUUUGUGUGGUUCUUGGUUGAGCUCGUCGGGCAUUAUUCUCUCUACAUGAGCGACACGGGACCCAGUGGCACCCGAGAGCUGCAGAGAGAUGCUUUCAGGAAAUCUCAUCCUUCCCGAGGAGUGCGACAGUUUCUCCAGCUCUUCAUGGACACACAGAUGUUUGCUGGUUUCAUUCAUGACCGAGAGCUCAGAAAAGGGGGUGUUAAAGGGCUGUUUGAAAUGAGAGCAGCAGAAUAUUUGGAUUCGUAUCCUGAACCUGAACCUAGUGGAGUCAACAAAUUUCUCAAGGGGCUUGGAAAUAAAAUGAAAUUCUUGCAGAAGAAAUAGAGAACCGUGUCAGACCCCAAGUACGAGCGGCUUUUUUUCAAAAGCGUGUGAUGACUCAACCAGCAUGUCAGUUCCUCUCCCUUAGCCAACACACAAGGGUGGAGAUGAGGUCAAGGCUGGAAUCAGCUUGUUCUGCCCUGAAAAUCCCCUGCUUGGAUUUGCCAUUCCAUCACAAAAUAGGAAAAGACUGGAAAUUAUAGUUAGUAAGCACAAGGAACAAAGACGACUGAAUUACAACAGAGAGAAAAGGGAGGAGUCUGUGUUGUGUUAUUGUAAUUUUGAUGGCCUAAAUAAGGAAAGAAAUUACUUUGAAUGCAUAAUAACAAGAGUUGGGUUAAUGGCCUUGUCAGAGGUCUGAGAUGUUUUAUUGUCUUUAUAAAGUAAUUUUUAUUUAAGUAUACAAUAAGGAAAACUUACGUUUUAACCGAAAACUUUUUACAACUGAAGAAAAUAUGAUGAAGGAUGACUUCUAUUCCCCUUCAGGAAUUAAAUUAUGAUUCUUUAUAUGACAUAAAUUGCAUUUCCAGGUUAUUAUUAUUAUUAUUUUUUGCUACAUUUUCUUUAUUGUGAAAUAUAAAUGCAAAUGUUUAUUUUUCAGAGGCUUUUACUGUACAGUUUUGUUUCUGGUGCAAUGUUGGAAAGGAAGUGUGAAACCGUGUGAUCUUGAUGUGGAAAUUGAACAGUUUGAAGAAUGUCAAGCGAAUGGGAAUGUAUAGGGUGCACGGGUUUAAAAUAUAUGGGAACUAAUAAUGAAAGUAUACAGGGAGUAUACAGUGUUAUUAAAAAUGUACACUUACAGCAGUAAUGUGAAUUUGUGGCUACUUGAAAGAAGCUAAUUGGCUAUAUCAUAGUUUUGACUAAAUUUUGGAUAUAAGUGCAUUUGUGUUAUUUAAAUAUUCCUUAACAUGUAAGAAGUAAUAACUAGUGUAUAAGUAGUGAUCCACUGAAUUCAAACUUUCGAAUGGAAACGUUACUUUAGAGACAGAGGCAUUGUUGAUAGGUCUGUGUAACAAAACCAGUCCAAUCAAAUAUAGGGCAAAACAAGCCCAUUGGACCCCAUCCAAAUACCCCACU